CCGGAAUCUUAUGAAUGAAAAUCCUCAUGGCUUACUAUGAUCUCGCUUCGGAUGCUACGCGUCUCGCGUAUUACGCGUAAAUAUAAACAAUAGACAAAGUGCGUCGCUAGGAAACCGCAAAUUACUUAAAUUCGUGCAUAAUUUUUUGUGUUUUUGUUUUGGACUUGUGAUAUUUUUGAGAAGAAAAAUCGUAAAAUCAUGGAUAGAGAAGUGGUUCGGAAGUUGCUUAGGGUUACGAUGAUGAUCAGAGAGAAUGAAAAGACUGACGGAGAAAUUAAGAAUGAACCAGGUACCCGAUUCUGGCAGCCCUGGCUCAAUGAAGAUGACCCGACCAAACCAUACACAAAACACACGACGAAAUGGAAACGAGAUCGACGACCCAGACCUCCCGAAUAUCCCCGAAAAACUUCCGAUCCCAAAUAUUCGGAAUCCUUCUUGGGCGAAUCGUCCCCCUCACCACCGACAUCGGCCAGUCCCGAAAACAACGGCGUCGCCCCUUGGACGUCCUCAACCACGUCGUCCACUGAUACGCCGCUGGAUAUGAGCGUCAGACAGAGAGGGUUGCCACCCUCUUACGCUCAAACUAUAAGUAAUCCCGGGUACAGGUCAAGUUACAGGCCGUCUGUAAUACACAAUGGGGUGCCUGCGAGGGAGGAAUUGCCUUCAGGUAUUUCGAUGUGCGAUCCAAUAAUAGACGAACAUUUCCGACGGUCAUUGGGAAAUGACUACCAUGUCGUAUUCCAAAGCAACAACUCCUCCAAAGACUCCACGACACCUCCAAAAACUCCACCUGCUGUCACAACAACAACGACCUCAGCAACAACUACCAGCGUGAUCGAACUAAUGGACGGCACUGGCUUAUCGGUGGACGAUCACUUCGCCAAAGCUCUCGGUGACACUUGGACGAAACUGAAUAGGAAAGACACAGAAAUCCAAAAUGGGACUACUGAAAAUGGACUGGUUUCCACUUAAAUGACAGUGCUUUAAACACUUCGAGUCAAGAAAUGCAAACUAACAAUGAUAUUGAUCAUUGAUUGGCCUGUUAACUACUUCACCGGUGUCAGUAUAUUAUAUACAUACGCUGAGCUACCAUUUCGAUAUUAAAUAGUAUUUAAUCAAGAUGGAGCCCAUUAUUGACGUCAUUUUCUUCUGAAUGUAUCACACUAGUGAUAAAUAAAGUACGUAAUAGAGGUAGGGAUAUUCCGUGUUAGUUUAUUGCAUCUAGUUAGGUACUAGGGAGCUGGUAUCACUUGGUUGUGCUAAUCACUGUGCAGCAAUGGGUCGACGAGUCAAUUAUUAGGAAUUUAUACUUCAUUUAAUGACAUUUAAAAAUUUUCAAGAUUUGUUUACUCAGUUUUACUAAUUGAACACGAUCAGUUUGGAACCACCCUUAAGACAUUUGUGUCGCUUUUAUAGUGAUAGCGACUCCCUACUAUACUACCUCAAUCGUUUACUAUAAUUGUUUAAUGAUAAUAUUCAUUGAAAGCUGUAUUUAAGCCCAUUUCAGUAGGUAAAAAGUACUAUGAUACUAGAGAGGAAUGAUUAAAGUUUUAUUAGGGUUAUUGCACUAAAAAUUGUGGAAGGUCGCUCAGAAAUAAAGUUUUGACAUUCAACUAUGUUGCUAAAUUAUCCUAAUUUGGGUUCUGAUAAAAAAACUGAUGCUGUACACGUCUAUUUUAAAUUGGAUUGAUAAAGUUUUAAGAUAUCACUGUAAAUGUUAAGUUAUAUUUUAUUUCAUUGACAUUAUGGUGGAUACGAAAAAUCUUAAAACUUCGGAAAUUAAGUAUCCUUUCAGCACAAAAAAAUGCUUGUUUUUAACUUUAAUGGUUUCGUCUUAACUUGUCAUGUACGAUGAUGCCCGAUUCGUAAAUUCACCGAAAUAAUCAACGAAGAGGAAGAAAGACGAGAAACAAAGAUUUGUUGAGUCAUUUUUUAUCCUUCAGGAAUACGAGUAUUAUAGUGGCGUAUCGCUGGUCGUAAGCCAAAAAAUCCUUAUAUUAUGUAUUAGAAUCCUUCGUGCUCUCGUUUAGUUGUAUUCGAGGGGUGGAACCACUCCCGAAAUACUGGUAAGUUUUCAGUCGAAAACAACCUACAAAUUCUCUCGAUCUGUUUAAUCUGUUUAAACUAUUCUAAACAGCCGGGAAGCGUCUUAUUCCUUACUUGCUUAUUGAUAGUCAGCAAAGUAAUUUUCCCGACCAGAAUGUGUCACUUUCCUGGCUAGCAAAUGUCACUUACUACAUGCCUCGUAAGUGUUUUCGUACAUCUCCCUGCUUUUUCCAGAAUUAUUCCUUAGAUAGUUUUUUGCAGCUACUCUCAGUUCUGUUGGGGUACAUUAAACUUUCAGGCAUAUUUGCAAGUAGGUACUAAAGACAAUUUUAUUAUUAAAAGUGACGUUGAAUAUGUAACUGGAAAAAUAAUGAUCUGUUCGAUUUAACCAACUUGUUAUAUUGCCUAGCAACGGUCUCGACUAUCUUCCUUAAACACUCAAAUUGUGAUAAUAUAGACGCAGCAGGAGAUGGAUAAAAAAAAAGUGAAAAGCAAAAUAAUCUUUUGAAUAGUCCUUAAGAAGAAAAUGUAUAGAUGGUACAAUAAUAAUGAUCAUUCAUUGGAAAUUAUAUAAAUGUACUAAACGCUAAAAUUUCCGAAAUACGGGUACGUUUAGACCUUAGUGGUUUACCCCUCAGUUGUAUUAGAUAUGCUGCCCAGCAAUUUUGUUGAAAUUGGAGAGCUAGAUCGACUUUCUACUCCCUCGUAAAAAUGUAUUCACCAAAAUUGGUAGACUUUUCUGUAAAAACAUUUUUCUCUUUUUAGAGAUAAUGAAAAUAACGAAAAAAUUCAAAAAUGCGAAGUGUGUGUCAGAAUUGAAAUAAAAUCAAAUUCAUAAUUUCAUUUAUGUAGUGUGUUUUUUUAAUGUGUUUUUCUAUAUUUGCGUUAGUUAUUCUCCUCUUUUUUUAAGUACUUUGACCUUUUUCCAAGAAACCUGCUUGAUAUCCCCUGGGCAUAGAAGAUGUAUAUGUUUAUCCUCUCUGGAAUCAUUUUUGAAAAACUUUUUAGGAUAGAUUCUUUUGAUUUUUUGCUAUGUUUUUCUCGUUUUUGUUAUUAUAAGAUAUAAAUCUAAAAUUCAAAAUUUAAAAACCUUAAAUGUGGAGCCUAUAUUAUCUCAGUCGCUAAUUAUUAAAACAUUUAAAGAUGGUAGUCAUUUGUCGUUUGUUCCUUUUUAAACUAUAUUUUGUUUUUAUUUGAAAGAAAUUCAACCAAAUUAUUUAAUUUACUUUUGUGCAUGCACAUAACACCUUUCCAUUUUUGAAAAGUUUAUUUGGACACUCUUCAGACAUGUCUGUGGACAUUUCCGAGCAACGCAUCACUGUGAGUUCAGUAUUACACCUCAGAGAUGCUAGUGCGAAUAUAUUAGUGUUGAUCACGUGAUUUUCGAGGAACGCUUUUGCAUAUUUUGCUUGUCUUCUGUCAAAACAUAGUUAAGCUAAUUGCGAUUUGAUGGAUAAACAUUGAACUAAAUCAUUCAAUACAGAUACAAGUUUCAUGCCCAUCAAUAUUUGGGUAUUGAAACAGUAUGUUACCUUUCCCACAAUGGCGCCAGAAGAACGGUAUAGAAUAAGGGAUGUUGUUAAUUAGACAGAAGUAGAGCUAAUCACGGCAGACAGACACCCGAUUCACAAGAGUGUAUCUUUAUUUCUCUCACAUGCAAAUGUAGUUAUUAAGGGUCUCAUCUUUAUUUCGAAGGAUAAGGAUUCAUGGGUUAACAUAGUGUAGACUUGUAACGAUUAUUAUUUCCCUCGCCUGUCAUUUUUGACAUUUUAAACAAUCACACCGCAAAUUACUAACCAAAUAAAUCGAUUAUCAUAUUGACUGUCGUGCAUGGUGCUUGAUAUUCACCUAUUUUGAUAGUAACUCGCAUACUUAAUUAUAGCUGUAAUAUUUAAUAAAGGCUACUGUCAAAUAUUGUCAGAGUACAAGCUAAUAUGUCAUGGAACGGUUCAAAAUGAACCGAAAAUAAAAGGUUUUUGUAAAAAGUUAUUUUAUUGUGUAUUUAUUUAAAAUUACAUCUAGGGCUCUAGAAAUAAUCUUAUUAAAUAUAAUUCGGCAUUUUAUAAUUUAACGCCUAUUUCUAUUGGUAGUAAAUUUUUCGUGUAUUAUACAAUUUGUCUUGACAUAAUUUUGUCACUAAUAAAUCGAAGAAUAAAGUCAUCGAGCUAAAGCUCUCGGACUCCAUUCAGAUUGUGAAUGACAAAAUUAUGUCUUGACAAAUUGAUAUCAAAAAACUCAAAAUUUAGAUCCAAUAAACAUAGUCAACUAUUUAUCAAGGUUUCGUUAUAUUACCCUUGAAAAUGAUGUCGACGAUGACAGUGGCGGCUUGUCCUAUGGGGCCAGAGACACAUCGACCAGUGGUCCGGCUUCUUUCUUAUCAAUCCAUUGUAAAAGUUUACUUAAGGUCACGCCAUUCGCCUGUAGAAAGCGCUUCUUAUACAUUCAAACGGGGCCACAUUUCAAGCGUCUCGGAAUGAAUAGUUAGAAUAGAAUUGUUUCAAUCGCGUGUUCGGCGAGUUCGGCGUAUUGCUUUUGACAUUUUAUGCGUGCUGAAUUUUUGUUUGUUAAGUAGUUAGAAUAGUUGAGUUUUUAAAGUAUAAUAAAUUAAAAAUCGUCCGAGAGUCCGAAGCAAAAUGAAUAAAUAAGCAAUCUGUUACUAAAACCUUUUUCUACGCACUCGCUCGAGGAAAAAAUCCAAAUAAAGGAACUUCUAUUCUACGAUACAUUGCCUCCAGUAAGCAAGUAGAAAGAUUUUGGAAAUUUGUAGAUCCUCCCGGACCCAAUGCCAUUUCAAUAGCAAAUUGCAUUUUAAAUGAAAUUAAUCCAUUAAUUAAUGACACACCAAAUAAGUUGAUGGCUCAGAGUUACGACGGAGCGUCAGUCAUGAGCGGAGAUAUGAAUGGGGUACAAAAAAUAAUUAAAGAUAAAUAUUCUUUAGCAAAUUAUUUUUAUUCUAGGCACAUCAGAUUAACUUUAUAAUGAGCAGUGCAGGUUCAAUUAAUGCGUCUGUUCGGAUUUUUUUCGCUCAUUUAACUGGAAUUUGUUUUUUUUUUUCUACAUCACCCCAAAGAACAAAAGUAUUGGAUGAUAUAGUUCAUAGACGAUUACCACGCUCAUCAAAAACGAGAUGGAAUUUCCAAUCACGGGGAGUUAAUACAGUUUAUGAAUACCGAAAUGAACUGAUACACGUUAUGGAUAUUUUAGAGAACGACAAAGAUAUUAAAUUAAAUUCUACAAUUGAGCAAGCCGGAGCUCAUAAAUUUAGAUUACAGGUCAGAGAUUUCAUAUUUUGGUUAACAGUUUUCCAUAAAGUCAUGCCACAUGUCGAAAUAAUUUUUAAAUGCAAUGUAAAAAAUUCAUAAUGAAAUGGAUAAAAGUAUUGACAAAAUAGACUCGGAGCUUUUAGAAACCAAAGAUGAAUUAUCAUUAAAAACUAUGUUUGCUUUGUCUUUAACUACGGAGCUAUUCGAUGGUCUCGUUUUCUACUAAAUCUGUUAUUUUUACGAAAUAUUGGAGCGUAAAAAGUGAUAAUACCAAACUUUUUUCGAUGUAACAUAUUGAAUUGAGGAGAAAUGUGCAAUACUGAACUCAACUACCUUAUAAAAUAAAUGAAAAGUUUUUACAUGAAUCACUACACAUGAAAGUUGGUAUGAAUAUCCCUCUAUUUAUUAGCUGUCAAAAUUUCGUAUUUUGUUAUUCUUAUUGAGAUUUUAAAAUUUGACAAUGAUUAAUAGAUACGUAAAAGUGUACAUUCUAUCAAAUUAAUGCCCUGUGUUUGACACUUUUUAUUUUUAACAAUGACAGUUUUUUCUUUAUAAAUCUGAGAUGGACAUCAAAAUAAAAACGUCCACUGUUCAUUCCACUCGUACAACAUUCUAUAAUUUUGUAAUAUUAUAAUAUUAUUGCAGAACAAACGAUUACUAUUGUUUUCAGCAAACGAACAUCAGAAAAGUAUUGCCAACUUAAACCGAUUACUAUUUCCUCCCUUGCCUCGGUGUCCACUUUAUCCACAUAUUGAUUCUAUGUCGCAACCCCUUCAGAUACAGCAGCCCUGAUUCUAACGUCCUGUUAAAAUAAUCCAAUUUGCAAACAACAAAUUUUUCUUUAGUUUGUUUUCACUUUGGGGAUAUAGUGGUGUAUUUUUCAUAAUUUCGUAGGGGGGAUUGGAGAUUAUUCAUUUUCAUAUUUCCAAAAUUGCAUUUCAGUUUUUCGGAUCUCGACCGUUUUUUUUUAUUUCACCAAUAUAUCUGUGGGAAACAAAGUCCAUAAUAAUAAAAUUAUUGCACAAAUUUUAUUAUCUUAAAAUAAAUGCAGUAACGCAUGAAUGUGAAAUUUAAGUAUUUUGGACUUUUGAGAAAAAUAGUAUUUAAGUUUUUUCUUUUCUCUCGGCAGUAAAAUAUUGGGAAGUAAUUUUAACACCCUGUGCAUCGCAAUUUAAAAAAGACGUGAAUAGCAAAUACCCAAACAACUUAACAACUAUUUUUGUAUCUUAAAUGUCCACAAUUUAAGGGCAUUAUUAAAACCUGCACAUUAUAACAUUAUACAAAAAUAAAAAUGAUAUAUAGAUUAUUCGUAUACAUUUACAUUUUAGAUUGGCAUAAAUAUUUUUCUUUAGGUACAAAACAAGAGUUGAUUUUAAUUUUAUAUAUACAGGGUGUUUAAAAAAAAAUGGUCAUAAAUUAUACCACAUAUUCUUGGGUCAAAAAUAGGUUGAUUAAACCGUACUUACCUAUAUACAAAAGUGCACCCAAAAAUAAUUACAGGGUGUAUAAGAUAAAAAUUUAAAUGAAUGUUUUUAACGUUGUUCUUAAACCGUUUGACAUUUUUUCAUGACAUUUUAUAUGACGUAUUGGAAUACCAUGACUAUCAAAAUCGAGGUCACCACCCUUUUCUGUACUCGACUUCUUUGUAAUAUAAAAUUUUAUUAAAAAUCGAACGCUACUGAAAUGCAACAUCUAUAUUUGAAAACUUUUUUGUCUCUUAGUAUUUGUUUGGAAAAUGUUUAGUAGUUUAGACGAUACAGCCAUUUAAAAUGACAUCUUAAAAAUAUUCAUUGUAAAUUAUAUGCAAAAAUAUCAAAAUUCCAUUUUCAUUGUUAAAACUAUGUAGUAAGUGUAUACAGGAGGAGAAUGUAAUUUUAAACAACUGUUAAAUUAAUUUUUUUUUAUUUUGAUGACAUUAGUUUGUAAUUUAAAAAUAAACUUGAUUUUGAUAUUUUUCAUACCUAGAAUUUCCAUUGAAUAUUUUUAAGUUGUCAUUUUAAAUGGCUGUAUCGUCUAAACUAAUACUAAGAAACAAAAAAGUUUCCAAAUGGAUGUUGCAUUCCAGUGGCGUUUCAUUUGUAAUUAAAUUUUUUACUAUAUAAAAGUUGAGUGGAGAAAAGAGCGGUGACCCCCUCCAAAAAACCUAUAAAAAUCAAGAAAAAAAAGUUGCCUCUUCCUCGGUAUUACUAGUCAUGGUAUUCUUACACGUCAUAUAAAAUGUCAUGAAAAAAUGCCAAACGGUUUAAGAGCAACGUUAAAAAAAUUCAUUUAAAUUUUUAUCUUAUACACCCUGUAACUAUUUUUGGAUGCUUUUUUGUAUAUAGGUAAGUACGGUUUAAUUGACCUAUUUUUGACCCAAGAAUAUGUGGUAUAAUUUAUUACCAAUCUUUUUAAAACACCCUGUAUUUAAUUUAAACUUCCUGGCUAUUAUUUUGUGUUAGUUGAUUUAAAAGCUGACAAAGACGUUUUUAUUAGAUUUAUAUAUUUUUUGUUUGUUUAAAUAGAGAACAAUUUCAGUAAUAAAAAUUAGAUAUUAUUUGCAGUCAUCCAUAUAAAUAUUUGUACUGAUUUUAAGAUAUACAUACAAUUGAAAAACGUACAAUCACUAUAUCUCAUGAGUUAAAGAUGAUAUCAUGAGAGUAAAACCUAAUAAAAAAACAAUAAUUUAUUUUAAACUCGUUGACUAUAAUUUAAGUACAUAAACAAGUUAUCUACUUUUUAAAUAGGUUUUUAAUUAUUAUGUACUAUUGAAUAACCCUGUUUAGAGUAUAAAUUAUUUAUUAAUUUUUUGAGGGGAUUGAUGGUGAGUUUUGUAUUUUGACAUUUAAAUUCUCCUUUCAUAUCUAUUUUUAAGUAUUUUCUAAUAUCAUUUUUAGUUCAUGAUAUACCUAUAGUCAUUGUAAGUUUUUAAAUAGUCUCAGGUGCAUCCAAUUGAAAUUUUUUAAAUAUUAAAAUUAAACUAUUUUUGAUGAAUUAUUAUUAAUGCAUUUUUCAACAACAACAGCCUGAAUAAUAUUAGAUAUUUUUCAGUUUUUUGUUAUUCGAUGAAAAUAUUCUUGCGGAAAAAUGUUGCUAAAAUAUUUAAAAAAAAUCCUCUGAAAAACUCUUAAAUAAAUCUUUAGAAUGUAGCUCUAGAAAAAAUGUAACCUAAAAAAUACAUGUUUUGACAAAUGUCAAACCACGGUGUGGUUUCUAAAUGACAUAUGUCUGUUUUACAAUGUUCACACAUUCGCGCAAUCACUUAUAUAUGACACUUCUGUUACUUUUUUUAUAAUUAAAGAAAAAUAUGAAAUGUUAAAAUGAAGUCAAUUACAAUGAUUAAAAUACGGAUGUUUUAAUGGAUUGUGUCUGAUUUUAAAAAUCAAAUUUAUACAAAACAGUUUUUGUAGGUUAACUUGUGAAAAAUCCAUUCUAUUGAGUCAUCCUGUUGGUUUUAGAAUUGAAAGACUAAAACGUUUAACAAAAGUUACUAUUAUUUACUUAGUUUUUUCUUAAUUUCGCUAAUUUACUGAUUUAUAUUUAUUUAGUAUCUAUAAGUACUGUGGUACAAAGAUGACAGAAACGCCUCAUGCAUUUGUUUCAUAAUUGACACGCUUGUUAAUUAUAAAUAGCAUUUUAGCAAACACAAAAUGUUAAUUUUAAUGCUUUUUGGAAUAUCUUCAAUCUUUGUACUACUGCUACCUUUAUGUUUUGAAGAAUGAUUUGUAAAAAAAUGUUAUUUUUUUGUAAUUUCUGUAUAUAUUUUCAGCUGUAUAUAUUGACCAUUAGUUUAUAUAUUUAUGAAUAGUAGGUUUAAGAGUAUAUGCAUGUAUUCCUUUUGAAUGAACCAUGUUACUGAAUGUAUCCAGAUUGAAUAAUAAAUUAUUUUUAAUUUUGA
This is a messenger RNA of Psylliodes chrysocephalus, 9186 nucleotides long. Lineage: Eukaryota; Metazoa; Arthropoda; Insecta; Coleoptera; Chrysomelidae. The record is from the annotation of a GenBank genome assembly.